Molecule: messenger RNA, 2755 nt
Organism: Pseudomyrmex gracilis
Lineage: Eukaryota; Metazoa; Arthropoda; Insecta; Hymenoptera; Formicidae
Gene: CalpC
Product: calpain-C
Exons: 16
Coding region: 447-2465 (672 amino acids)
Biological process (GO): proteolysis
Cellular component (GO): cytoplasm
Molecular function (GO): calcium-dependent cysteine-type endopeptidase activity
Source: RefSeq, a predicted model, not a curated record
CACGAGUGGCAGUCCAUGGCGCGGGUAGCCGGUGUGCAGUCAGUCACCAAUUCCGCCAGUCGGUUGUAGCCAGUCGGUUGUAUCGGGAGAGCAGCUCCGUUCGCGGGGCCCGCUCACGUAGUGCGGCCUCACGCGCUUCGGUUUCCGCUGAGGAAAAACGAAUUUGGCUCGUUUUCACCUGUCCGCUCAAACGAAAAAUCCCAAACGGCUUUCAUUAUUGUACCGAAGAAAAGAUUCACAAAGUGAGCUGGUUGCGCGCGAACUUCGCAGUAAGUGCGCGGAGUGUAUCUCGAUAUCGAGUGCUGAAUAAAGACGCUUGUCUGCUUCGUAAGUGAUAAAGUGUUGGCUGCGCUAAGAGUACGAACGAAGAGAUUUCUCGUAGAAGGAUCCUCACCUCCGUGGCGCGAAACAAUAUUCCAGAAGAGGCUGCAGAAACCUGACCACGGAUGGUUAACGACGUAAUGAGCGAGUACGAACGAAUCAAGCGUUCGUGCUUGAAACGAGGCGAGCUUUGGGAAGAUCCGGAAUUCCCAGCGACACAGGCGUCAGUCUUUUAUCAUCAGACGCCACCUUUUCAAUUUCAAUGGAAAAGACCGAAGGAAUUAUGCAAUCGUCCUAUCUUCGUCAGCGACGCACCAGCUCAGUUCGAUGUCAUUCCUGGGAAGAUGGGUGAUAAGUGGCUGGUGUCGUGUCUGGGCGUCCUGCACCUCAGUAAAGGUCUAUUCUACAGAGUGGUACCGGCUGAUCAAGGUUUUGGCAGUGGUGGCGAACCCUCGGGCUCGCCAACCGCUGAAUACGCCGGGGUGUUCAGGUUUCGAUUGUGGUGGUGUGGCGCGUGGGUGGAAGUACUCGUUGACGACAGAUUACCAGCGGUUCAUGGAAGACUGGCCUUCGUACAGAGUCGCCAUAGCGAUCAGUUUUGGCCGGCGCUGUUGGAGAAAGCUUACGCCAAACUUCACGGUUCUUACGAGGCACUUAAGUACGGCACAUUACUAGAUGGCUUAUCCGAUCUCACGGGCGGCAUUACCGAAAGCAUCGCCAUUCGUCAGGAUCCCACAGCGUGCGGACGAGCGCUGUCGAAGCUUUUGGACAUGACGUCUCUCAUCACUUGUACAGUAAACAAUAAUCAACAGCAACAGAUACGUGCCAGCACAGAGAAACUCGCUAAUGGCAUACAAAUGGGAAUCAAUUACAGACUGUACGCGAUUGAAAGGGUAGAAACUUUUGGAGGUGAAGCCGUGCAAUUAGUAAAAUUAAGAAAUCCUCUUGGACCUGGUGGGGAAUAUGUGGGUGCUUGGGCGAGAGGUGGCCUUGAGUGGGACGAAGUGCCCGCAAUGGAAAGGGAACGGUUAGCCGUGAGAAAUAUGGCUGAAGGAGAAUUUUGGAUAUCGUAUUCCGACUUCGUUAAGACGUUCACUCAUCUGGAAGUUGUGCAUCUCGACGCUGAAACUUCGAGAGAUGAACCGUCGUUGCACAGCAAGCACACGUGGCAAAUGAAACUGUAUCAAGGAAGCUGGAGAAGAGGUGUUACCGCUGGAGGAUGUCGAAAUAAUCAAGAAACCUUCCACAUUAAUCCUCAGUUGCAUCUCAUUCUCAGCGAGAUGGAAGAAGUGAUCGUCUCGCUGAAUCAACAUUCCAUUAUGGAGCCGAAAGUAAUCGGUUUCACGGCGUACACAUUGCCGAAGAACAGCACCGAGUCGAUAAACAAGCAGUUCUUCAAAAAAAACAAGUCUUUAGUUAAUUCCCAAUACACGAAUAGUCGGCAGGUGAGCCACAGGUGUCAGCUUGAGCAGGGUGGUUACUUGCUGGUACCCACGACCUUCGAGCCGACUCAAGAAACGAGUUUCACGUUACGAGUCUACAGCAGCAAGCCACUAAAACUCAAAUUGUUGGACACUCCGCCGUCUUUAAUGAAAUCCGCGAUCAUCAAGGCGCCUCCUCUCGAGGGAAAAGGCUUUUCUCAAUACGAAGCUGUGUUUCUGCAGCUCGCUGACGAGCACAGAACCGUAAACGCCUUCGAGUUACAAGAGCUUUUAGAAGCUUGUUUACCGAAUGAUUAUAUCAAAAGUUGUGCCUGCAUGGAAGUUUGCCGACAAGUGGUGCUCACUAUGGAUAGUUCUGGGAGCGGUCGGCUGAAGUUCAACGACUUCAAGGAUCUCAUGUGCAGUUUGAAGUACUGGCAGGCUGCUUUUAAGAAUCACACGAAGGAAAAGACGGGUAUACUCAAGGCGGAGAGACUGCGAGAUGCUUUGCUGGAAGUUGGUUUCCAAUUAAAUACCGACGUAUUAUCCAUUUUGAUUCUUCGAUAUAUGAGAAAGGACGGAACUCUACGAUUCGGCGACUUCGUCUCGGCGAUAUUGCAUUUGAGCGAUGCAUUUGGAAUAUUCGAAAGCAAGGACCCUCUGCAAAAUGGAACGAUAAAAUUAAGUCUGUCCGAGUGGCUGAGAUCGUCUCUGAUGUGUUAAAGCGUUAGUCAGCGCGAAAAAAUAUUUGUGUACCUUAAAAUCGCCUGUAAAUAACAUGUUUUUUUCCAUUUUGAUACUAGACAUAAGCUCUAGCCAUAUUAACGAUAAAGUGAUCAUCUGUUUUCUUUUUACACGUUGUAAAAUAAUGUCAUUGCUUUUAUGUGAUCGUUGAUCAUCAUAUUAUGUAAUUACUAUGUGUUAUAAUUUUAAAGAACUAUGUAUGAUACGCGUCGUUUUUACGUAAGAAUAUCGCACUGGAUAUAAUAAAAUUAAGUUUAUUUUGUGCAUAA